This is a messenger RNA of Juglans regia (Persian walnut), 1345 nucleotides long. RefSeq lists its product as uncharacterized. The coding region runs from base 174 to 944 and encodes 256 amino acids. The record is from RefSeq and is a predicted model, not a curated record. Gene Ontology annotation, cellular component: plasma membrane. NCBI's taxonomy places the organism in Eukaryota, Viridiplantae, Streptophyta, Magnoliopsida, Fagales, Juglandaceae. The transcript has a single exon.
UAAGGAAAUUAACAUUGAACCAAAACAUCAAUUAGAAUUUACAUAUAUUUCAAUGAAUUUGUUCUUUAUAUACAGAAAAAACCAUCUUCAUCUUCAUCUUCCAUCUUCCAUCUUCCAUCUUCCUCAACUACUCUGCUGCGGUGGUUUGUCUUCAUAAACACUUCCGAUCAAAGAUGUCUCUCCUUUCACCUCAAUCUCAACCUCAAACUACACCUCCAACCCUACCCCCACUCAGAAAGAAAACCACUUCAAUAUCUCUCGACGAAAUUGUUAUAUCAAAGCAAACCGUGAAUCAUCAAAACAGACCACCAGAGAAGUCAAAUUCAGACCUGAAAAAAUCAAGAGAAAUAUCAACGCUCCUGAAGCCUCGGCCUCGCCGGACCAACCCAUUCAUAUGGUGUAGUUCAAUUCUCUGUCUCCUUUUCAGCCUUAUUCUCAUCUUUUUUGGAAUAGCAACUUUGAUUAUCUUUCUUGUUGUUAAACCAAGAAACCCAUCGUUUGACAUUCCUAAUGCAAACCUUAGCGUUAUCUAUUUCGACUCACCAGAGUAUUUCAAUGGGGACUAUACUUUCCUUGCAAAUUUCUCAAACCCAAAUAGGAAAAUCGAUGUAAGGCUGGAGAAUUUGGUGAUAGAGCUUUUCUUUUCCGAAAGGCUCAUAGCAACUCAAGCUGUUCAACCUUUCACUCAAAGGCGAGGGGAAACCAGGUUGGAAUCAGUUCACUUCCUAUCCAGCUUAGUAUUUUUGCCUCAGAAUCUUGCAGUGGAACUUCAAAAACAGGUGCAGAGCAACAGGGUCAGCUAUAGUGUAAGAGGAAAGUACAAAGUGAAAGCCACUCUUGGUCUGAUCCAUUAUUCUUACUGGUUGCACACCAGAUGUCGCGUAGAGAUGACCAGUCCACCAACUGGUGUCUUAGUUGCCCGCAACUGCAAAACAAAGCGAUGAAGAUGAAGAACAUAAUUCCUCUCUACCUCUCUCUCUGUUUUUUUUUUCGAAUUAGUAGAAAAUGCAAUACAUAAUUCUGGUCUUCUAUUUUCCACUCUACUUAGGUUGAGAUCUAUAUAGCAAUUUUGGUGUACAAUCUAUCACGCGUACAGUUCUACUAAAAAUACUUCUUAUGGGUUGUAAGAAUCUAUCUCCGGGGAUUCUGUGAAGCUCUCGAACUCAAAAAAACGGUGGUAGUAGUUCUCAUUUCAUACAAAAUUAUUGUUGUCGAUUCGGUUGGUAGUCCUUGAUGAUGAUGAUGAGGUUAUUUAACUUGGGAGGCUGGAAUUAUACACCAUCAAUCAGCAGCCUGCCAAUAUAUCCGGAGAAACAAAUAGAGCAGCACUGCAGAGAAUCAUCAC